This is a messenger RNA of Arabidopsis thaliana (thale cress), 610 nucleotides long. Its product is annotated as transcription factor UPBEAT-like protein. The transcript has a single exon. NCBI's taxonomy places the organism in Eukaryota, Viridiplantae, Streptophyta, Magnoliopsida, Brassicales, Brassicaceae. The coding region runs from base 138 to 476 and encodes 112 amino acids. The record is from RefSeq and is marked reviewed.
CGACAAUCAAAGGAAUGAAACCACCACCAGUGGUACUAUCGUAAUAAACAAUAACUUAAGGGUUAUUAACGAAUAACCAAUCGUACAUAAACCCCGAUCCUUUUUCUUUUCCUCUUCAAACAAAGAAUCUAAAUCCUAUGUUCUUGUUCUUCACGAUGAGAAUCUUGAAAACUCAAAGAUCCAGAGGAGGAAGAAGAACAAGCAAGAAAUUUGGAAACAGAAGAACAAGUGGAGGAGAAAAGUUCUCGGAGAAGCUUCAGGCGCUUAAGAGUCUUCUUCCUCCGCCGUCGAAGAUGACGGAGCAGAGUCGUCAAGAUGCUUACGUGGAAGAAGAUUCCAGUGUUGGAGAGACGGAACAGUUGUUUCAAGAAACUGCGGAUUACAUUGUCAGACUUAGGGGACAAGUCGUGGUGUUGCAAAAGUUAAUCGAGAUUUAUGGAUCAUCUGAUCAGAAGGAAGAUAAUUUUGUUUCAUAAUGUUCAUAUUAAAUUAUGAUAAUGUUUUUCAUUAAGCUUUUUUCAAUGUGUUACGUAUUUUGAACCUAAUAUGGUUUUUAGGUAGUCACGAUGUAUAAUGUUUGAUUUUGACGAACGAAAAGAAUGAAAUCGGU